CAAAGAUUUCUCACUCAGUCUUCCACAGUUUCACAUGUCAGAGUGCUGAACAAGUCUGCAUUAUAUGCACAAGUAAAAAGGACUCCGUAUGACUCUUAUCUCUUCUUGUAGAUGGUGUUCGAUCUCGUAGAAUCGACGACGUUAAUGUGAGCAACUGGCUAUUGAAGUUGAGGAAAACAGAAUGGGUCGCCACUCUCACAACUCCACCGAUGGAGUCUCUCAGCGUGUCAACAGCCCUCGAUUCUCGGGUCCAAAGACUCGCCGGGCACACUCUUUCAAGAGAAACCCAAACAGUGCUCACAACAACGCCACUAACAGCAGCAGCAGCAACAGUACUGCUGCCAGUUUUAGUUCUAACCAUGAGAUUGACCUCCAUCUGGGUUCACCCAAGUCUGAAAAUUUGGUCUCCAUUGAUGGGUUUGAGAGGCAGAGUAUCCACGCGACUCAGAGAUCACAUGGGGGUGUGGCGAGGGGUUUUCUGAAGAAGCCCAUUGGAUCUGUUGUGGUGGGUUUGGGGUUGAGGGAGAAGAAGAAGCUUGGGCACUGGAUGUUCUCGUUGUUUUGUGGGAUUUGCUUGUUUAUGGGUGUCUUGAAGAUUUGUGCUACUGUGUGGUUUGGAUCUGCCCUUGAAAAAGCAAGUUCCAAUCAGGACUCCUCUGAUUCCAUAACUCGGUUAACUUUGAUGGAACAAAGCUCUCAUGCAUAUGACUAUGGAGAGGGAGCACAUGAUGUUGAGCAGACUCCAAUGAUGGUAACAUCAGGUGUAAUCAAUAGCCAAAAUGGCAUGGCCGAAUACUCAGGUAUCUGGUCCAAACCCAGAAGCGAUACUUUCACUCGGUGCAUUCACCAGCCAAGAAGUCAAAAAAAGCUCGAUGCAAAAACAAAUGGCUACAUCCUCAUAAAUGCUAACGGUGGCUUGAACCAGAUGAGAUUUGGGAUUUGUGACAUGGUUGCUGUGGCUAAGAUUCUGAAGGCAACACUUGUCCUUCCCUCCCUUGAUCACACCUCAUACUGGGCUGAUGACAGUGGCUUUAAAGAUCUGUUUGAUUGGCAACACUUCAUUGAAACUCUGAAGCAUGAUAUCCAUGUAGUUGAAACAUUACCUCCUGCUUAUGCUGAAAUUGAGCCUUUCAACAAAACACUAAUAUCUUGGUCUAAGGUUAGUUAUUAUAAAACAGAGAUCAUCCAGUUACUGAAGCAGCAUAAAGUAAUCUACUUCACAUAUACUGAUUCGCGGCUUGCCAACAAUGACCUCCCACCUUCCAUACAAAAGUUGAGGUGCCGUGUAAAUUACGAGGCACUAAAAUACUCAGCCCCAAUAGAAGAACUUGGAAACACCUUAGUUGCUAGAAUGCGAGAAAAUGGAAGCCCAUAUCUUGCUCUCCAUCUGAGGUACGAGAAAGAUAUGCUUGCAUUUACAGGCUGUGGUCAUAAUUUGACUGCUGAAGAAGAUGAAGAGUUACAUAAGAUGCGAUAUGAAGUCGGCCACUGGAAAGAGAAAGAGAUAAAUGGGACAGAGAGAAGAUUGCUUGGUGGUUGUCCAUUGACACCCAGAGAGACUGCCCUUUUGCUCAAGGGGAUGGGCUUCCCAUCCAAUACCAGGAUUUACUUGGUGGCUGGAGAAGCUUUUGGGAGAGGAAGUAUGAAAUAUCUAAAGGAUGAGUUCCCUAAUAUCUUCUCUCAUUCCAGUCUCUCUACAAAAGAUGAGCUGAAUCCUUUCAGAAAUCACCAAAACAUGUUGGCCGGAAUAGACUAUGUUGUCGCUCUUCAGAGUGACGUUUUUGUUUAUACUUAUGAUGGAAAUAUGGCAAAGGCAGUUCAAGGUCAUAGGCGGUUUGAGGACUUCAAGAAAACAAUCAGUCCAGACAAGAUGAGCUUGGUAAAACUUGUUGAUGAAUACGAUGAAGGGAAAAUAUCAUGGAAGAAGUUCAGCUCCAAGGUAAAAAAGAUUCAUGAAGAUCGGGAUGGAGCUCCGUAUCUAAGAGAACCCGGGGAGUUUCCGAAGCUAGAGGAGAGUUUCCAUGCAAACCCCCUUCCAGGAUGUAUAUGUGAUUUGAGAAAGGAAAAAAAGUAGAUGUUAAACUGGCAGUUUCUCUUUGUUAUUUUGUGGGCUGAGCGCGGCAGCAUGCAAUGGAAUGGUGAAUGUGGUGAUAUUUACGUAUCCAAAUGCAAGAGAUGGUCAGUUUAUUACUUGGAAACAGGCCCACCCUGCUUAUUGAGGAAAUCAUUCUGUUUCUAGAUGGCAUCAUGGCUCGAUGGUUGCUACACUACACGGAUCAGGUACACAAUCUCAGCGACAGGCAAUUGAAAUUACCAGUAUUGGGUGUUAAAUUCUCUCUAUAGUCUCUAGUGUAUCAUACACAUCAAUGGACAACGCUAGCUUAUGGUGUACUUAUUAUUUGGGAUUUUGGGGUUGCAGGUUCUCCUGAUUUUACAUUUUGAAUAAUUGAUAGCAAUAUAAGGACUUAUAGCAUUGAAUUUUACUACAUUUAUAUCAAUAAUACAGGAAUUUUUUUUUUU
Molecule: messenger RNA, 2520 nt
Organism: Tripterygium wilfordii
Lineage: Eukaryota; Viridiplantae; Streptophyta; Magnoliopsida; Celastrales; Celastraceae
Product: O-fucosyltransferase 35-like
Exons: 9
Coding region: 182-2074 (630 amino acids)
Cellular component (GO): chloroplast; cytoplasm; Golgi apparatus
Source: RefSeq, a predicted model, not a curated record